Cavia porcellus (domestic guinea pig) is the source of this 1889-nucleotide messenger RNA. RefSeq names its product decorin (gene Dcn). The record is from RefSeq and is marked provisional. Bases 189 to 1274 code for a protein of 361 amino acids. Lineage: Eukaryota; Metazoa; Chordata; Mammalia; Rodentia; Caviidae. The transcript has 8 exons. Gene Ontology annotation, molecular function: protein binding.
GGAGUAGAAGCAGGAGGUUUUCAACCUAGUGACAGUAACAGCAGACUCUACCCCUCCUUCUUUCCACACCUGCAAACUCUUUUGCUUGGGCUGAAUAUUUAGUGUAAUUACAUCUCAGCUUUGAGGGCUCCUGUGGCAAAAACCCGGAUUAAAAGGUUCCCAGGUUGUGAAAAUAUACGAGCUAAACCAUGAAGGCAACCAUCAUUUUUCUCCUGCUUGCACAAGUUUCUUGGGCUGGACCCUUUGAACAGAGAGGCUUAUUUGACUUUAUGCUUGAAGAUGAGGCCUCUGGGAUUGGCCCGGAAGAGCGCGCAUCUCCUGAGUUUCCAGAGCUGUCCGGCCCGGGACCUGUGUGUCCAUUCCGCUGUCAAUGUCACCUUCGAGUUGUUCAGUGUUCUGAUUUGGGUCUGACGAAAGUGCCCACUGAUCUUCCACCCGACACAACGCUGCUGGACCUGCAAAACAACAAAAUAACUGAGAUCAAAGAUGGAGACUUUAAGAAUCUGAAGAACCUUCAUGCAUUGAUCCUUGUCAACAACAAAAUUAGCAAAAUCAGCCCUGGAGCAUUUGCACCUUUGAUGAAACUGGAACGACUUUAUCUGUCUAAGAAUCAUCUGAAGGAAUUGCCAGAAAAAAUGCCCAAAACUCUUCAGGAGCUUCGAGCCCAUGAGAACGAGAUCACCAAAGUGCGCAAAUCUGUGUUCAACGGACUGAAUCAGAUGAUUGUCAUAGAACUGGGCACCAACCCACUGAAGAGCUCCGGAAUUGAAAAUGGAGCCUUCCAGGGAAUGAAGAGACUGUCCUACAUCCGCAUCGCUGACACCAACAUAACCUCCAUCCCUCCAGGUCUCCCACCUUCCCUUACUGAGUUACAUCUUGAUGGAAACAAAAUCAGCAAAGUUGAUGCAUCUAGCCUGAAAGGACUGAAUAACUUGGCUAAGUUGGGGCUGAGUUUCAACAGCAUCUCUGCUGUUGACAAUGGUUCUCUGGCCAACACACCACAUCUGAGGGAGCUUCACUUGGACAACAACAAGCUUAUCAAGGUGCCUGGAGGGCUAGCGGAGCACAAGUACAUCCAGGUCGUUUACCUUCAUAACAACAACAUUUCUGCAGUUGGAGCAAAUGAUUUUUGCCCACCAGGAUACAACACCAAAAAGGCUUCUUACUCAGGUGUGAGCCUCUUCAGCAACCCUGUCCAGUACUGGGAGAUCCAGCCCUCCACCUUCCGAUGUGUGUAUGUGCGCUCUGCUAUCCAACUCGGAAACUACAAGUAACUCCGAGAGAGCUCUCACUUUCAGAAUCCGGUCAAAUCCUGCCGGUGUCAGUGCUAAAAGAAAAACAAUAAAGUGAAAUUUUAAAGAGUGAGAAUAAAUGCUAGAUAUUGGAAACUGUACUGUGGUUGUUUUUCCCACAUGACUUGCUAUACAUAAAGCUAAAUGUGCAGUUCAAGUAAUUGCCUAUAAUAAAAAUUAUUUGCCUGCCAUCAUCAGAAUCAUUUGUUAAAGUUUCUGUUAAUGUUAAUUGAGCUACUAUAGGUAUCUUUAUUUCACCAAAUGUAAAAUUUGGAGAAAUUAUAUAUAGAUGUCAAAAAUUACUAAAGCUUUUUUCUAUUAAUUUUUUGGAAAGAACAAAAUGAAAACAGUAUCGUUCUUCUGUAAUUCAUAGGGCAAUUAGUUGCUGCAACGUAAAGUUAAAUGCCAGAUGCUAGUUCUGUGUUAAUCUCCAUUAUUGGUAAAGCCUUAUUUGAAUAUGUGAAUUCAAUACAGAUUAUGUAAAAUUUUUUUCUAAUGUCUUUAUUUUGAAAAAAAAAUAAAUUAAAAUGCAUUCAAAAUUGAUAUGGUAUAAAAGCUUAAUUGUAAAUAUUCCCUAAAUUGAACUUUUUGAAAUGA